CAACAAGGGUCUGUACCGACACGCGGUGCGCCAAAAGUCUAUAUAACUCGAUCCUCAGACUUACUAGUUCGCAAGCGAAGGUGAAAAAAGCCCUAGCGAGUCGAUUCUCGGACUCGUGAGAAUCCUGUGCAGCUGAUUUAACAUCUAGAAGACAGCGAUGGCAUCAAAAAGGAUUCAGAAGGAGUUAAAGGAUUUGCAGAAGGACCCUCCUGCUUCUUGCAGUGCUGGCCCUGUUGGUGAAGACAUGUUCCAUUGGCAAGCAACAAUUAUGGGCCCAGCAGACAGCCCAUUUACUGGAGGGGUGUUUCUGGUGUCGAUUCACUUCCCGCCUGAUUAUCCCUUUAAGCCUCCAAAGGUUGCCUUUAAAACCAAAGUUUUCCAUCCAAACAUCAACAGCAAUGGUAGCAUCUGCCUUGACAUUCUCAAGGAGCAGUGGAGCCCUGCACUUACAAUAUCCAAGGUGCUGCUUUCAAUCUGCUCGUUGUUGACAGAUCCAAACCCAGAUGAUCCUCUGGUGCCUGAGAUUGCUCAUAUGUACAAGACUGACAGAGUCAAGUAUGAGAGCACUGCCCGAUCUUGGACCCAGAAGUAUGCUAUGGGAUAAGACCUCAUAAUAUGCAUUUAAAUUAUGUGAUGUUUUUAUGUUGUUAGUAAAUAAAUAGAAAAAGAACAACGAUUCUGAAGAUCAAGAACUUUGGUCAGUUCUGUUCUUUCUCCUUGGUUUCAAGGAGUUCGAUCAUGCUUUUCUCUGGAACUUGGAUGUGUUCUUCAUUUCAGAUGGUCAUAUAUUGGAAUCGAGGUUAUAUACUCUUGCUCUAUAAUUUAGUUCAUAGUGUGUGCGUGCCCAUUUUUUGUUUUUGCUUGUAUAAAAGGGUAGGGGUAAUCGAUCAUGAGCGUUUUCCACUGUGGAAUGUCCGAUUUGAAUUAUAGCUACGAAGUCAGAAGGGUAGUCCGUCAUUAUAGCACUCAACAAAGUCGAACUCACGACCCUAAAGGGUUAUGAUUGACCACUAGUUCGGGUGAUGUGUGCCCAAUUUAAUUCCACAGCAGAUGUGCAAACUUAUGUUGA
Messenger RNA from Ilex paraguariensis (yerba mate), 1069 nucleotides. NCBI's taxonomy places the organism in Eukaryota, Viridiplantae, Streptophyta, Magnoliopsida, Aquifoliales, Aquifoliaceae. The record is from the annotation of a GenBank genome assembly.